CGUCCUCGAACUUUAAUAUAAGACACGUCGCGUGUUUUCUAAGGUCGGUCAGGAAAAUGCAAUUCGUUUCAUAAAAUGUUUUAAAACGAUAUAUUCAUGACUAUAUAAGAUAAAUAAAAUUAUAAGGAAUUAAUUUAUUUUAAAAAAUUAUAGUUCUGGAUUCUGGCUAUACUUCUUGUACUUUCAAUUCACCUUUUAUCCAUUAAUAACAUAUUUCCAAUUGUUGUUUGGCGGACUGUUCAUCAUGGUGCAUGAAAUACUAUCGAAAACAGGAUCGUCGAAAUGUAAACGAUGAAGGCGGCCGCGAUAAAAUUUGUUAAUAGUUUAUAAUGACACGUGUCUAAACGGGUCAAUGGCUCAAGUUUGAAAAAAAGAAAAGACCGACAGGUGUCAUAUUACUAUCGUGAAAUUCUUGAUCGCAAAAUGGAAUGACGUUGAAUCUCAUGCAUGACACUUCCGUGAAAUCAGAUACGUGUGUUAUUAUUGAUCAUAAAGAUAAAAAAGAAAUGGACAGGGAUCAUAGGGAACCGCAUGAUCACGAUAAUUUAAAUGAAAACGAGGAGGAACGAAAAGUAGGAAUGGAUUUCCGUAAUUUAUCUCGUCACCAUGGUAUGGAUCAUGUAGCUGAUGUUGAAACAGAGCGGGAUAUGGAAAUUGAUCAAAACGAUCGGGGUGAAAAUUUACAAGACGAUAAACUAGAUCAGAAUGUAGGAAGAAAUUUUCACAGUUUAGCGCAUCAUCCCGCUGUGAGAGACAUGGAAAGGGAUCGAAAUAAUCAUGUAGACAACGUACAUGAUGAUAAAGUUGAUCACAAAAUGGGACGAGAUUUUCGUAAUUUGAGUUCUCACGCAGGCAUUGUUCAUUUACACUCCGGAAUUGAACAUUUAAAUAAUGUUGAUGUAGAGGUAAAAUUAGCAAGAGAUGUCCGUGGUUCUUUAGGUUUGGGACUGUCAUUAGAAUUAUGCGUGGUUUGUGGGGAUAGGGCUAGUGGAAGACAUUAUGGGGCAAUAAGUUGCGAAGGUUGUAAAGGAUUUUUUAAACGUAGCAUUAGAAAACAAUUGGGUUAUCAAUGUAGAGGAAGCAAAAGUUGUGAAGUUACCAAACACCAUAGAAAUCGAUGCCAGUAUUGCAGGCUUCAGAAAUGUCUUGCAAUGGGAAUGAGAAGUGAUUCUGUUCAACAUGAGAGAAAACCAGUGUUAGGCGAAUCAGCAGGAACAAAAGUAGGAAAUAGAAGUCCUAGGGUUAAACCUGAACCACAGCAAUCAGUAUCUGAGACUCCUCCAACUUGGGAACAACCUGAAAGCCCCAGUAUGGAAGACCAAAGCAGUGAUAGUGAUCUUAGUGAUGCAUUAACAUUAGCAAGAGAACGUUUACUUAUUUCGCAUGCAUUAGAUAGUAUGGCUAAACUUAUUGGAGAUAGUGUUAAUGGUUCAAGUGAGCCAGAAGAAGAAUGGACUGGCCAAUUAAUUUCCGAAAGACAUACGUUAUUCGAAUUAAGGGCCCCAAGCCCAGCUCCUGCGUACUUAUCGAUACAUUAUAUUUGCGAGAGUGCCGCUAGAUUACUUUUUUUGUCAGUUCAUUGGGCCCGAGGAAUUCCGGCAUUUCAAGCAUUACCAUCUGAAGUUCAAACAACGUUAGUGCGCACUUCCUGGGGACAGCUUUUUACUUUAGGACUUGCACAAUGUGCAUACACUUUAUCCCUUCCCAGUAUUCUAACAUCAAUAAUAAAUCAUUUACAAGCUAGUAUUGCACAGGAAAAAAUUACAGCUAGUAAAGUGAAGUCUGUCACAGAACAUAUAUGUAGACUACAAGAUUGUGUUAGCUCACUUCAUAAAUUACAAGUGGAUUCCGUUGAAUACGCAUACCUUAAAGCGUUGACUCUUUUCAGUGCCGACAAUGUCUUAGCCGGCGUGUGGCGUAAAAAGGUUGAAGUUUUACAAGAAGCUGCGUGGACAGAAUUACAACAACGCGUAGGAUCCAACAGGUUACCGCGCCUUCUUUUAAGGCUUGCACCACUUCGUUCAAUUAACCCUAGGGUCUUGGAAGAUUUAUUCUUUGCAGGUCUUAUCGGUAGGGUAAGCGUAGCUAGUGUCGUGCCUUAUAUUCUUACUAUGCAAGAUUACAAAGCUGAACCUGAAAGUCAUAUGGGGUGACAAUUACUAAUUGUGCAAUGUAAAUCGUGACCUAAAAAAGUGAUAUCUAUAAAUACAUACAUAUGUUAUAUAUAUAUAUAUAUACACAUAUACGCGUUAGCGCUAAAUGACGAAUAUUUUUAUAUAUUGAGAAAGGAAAAUGUAACGAGGCAAUGUUGAUUUUUAUUUUUCAUAAAAGAAUUAUAAUUCUCUCUCUCUCCCUAUACAUAUAUAUAUAUAUAUAUAUAUAUAUAUAUCCUCUUUUUAAAGUUGUUAAAACUCAGGGUAGAUGUGUUUUAACUUGUUAAUCAGAUGUAAUAUUUAGCUUAAAAUAUUUCAACGUCUAACAUUUUUUUAUUUAUUAUAAAUUGACUACCUGUUGUACAAAACUUUCCGUCUUGCACAAAACGUUGUAUUUGUAAAAAAUGUUAAUAGUAACAUAUUUAUUAUCGAAAAUAUUGUUAUCAUUGCUGUCAAUAUAAACUCAUCCUUUCAUUAAAAUUACAAACAAUGUUAUAAUAUCAUACGUGACUAAUUAUCACUUGAUCAAAAAGCAGAAAGAAGCUUUAAUUUCGAGUUUUUUAAAUAAAAAUAUAUACCUGGAAAGUUUUGUAUUGGCAUGUAUUAUAAAAAUUAUUAUUAAAAAUAUUAUAAACAAUAUUAUUAUACUUAUAAUUUAUUAGCAGUGAAGAAAGAUAGCCCUUUGCUCGAAUUAAUAAUCUCUUACUUCAUCAAUUCUGCAGUUUUUUAUUAUAUGUAUAAUAUUCUAAUUAUUUUUACGUAAAAAUGUUGAAAAAUUGUAAAAAAAUUUCAGAAAAAUUUUUUUUCUGUCACAUAUACAUUAAAAUCUUCACAGAAGUUUAAAACGUUAGCUAAAUUAUUUCUUUAUGAUCACUGCAUUUUUCCGUCCAAAAAAUCACUAAUGUCUUAGUUUUGAUAAAAGAGGAGAUAAUUCAAUAUAACUAUCAGUACAAACAAAUUACAUAUUUCGUUAUAAUUUUAAUGACAUAGUAAUUUUGUUAGAUAUGAGUUGGCGUAUGCACACUUUUUACUUAUUUUUCUAGAAAAUAAUCAUUGCAAAUAUGAUAUAUUUCUAGAUUCUGUUUUAUUGUAGAUUAAGUAAAAAAAGAUGCAUCAUAUUUAAAAUGCCCAUAAAAAAGUAAUACAUUGUGCAAUAAUACUAAUUUGUGCUACAUUCAAGAAAAAAAUAUCAGAUCUAUUUUAUUUUCAACAAAAUAGAAACGGAAUUUUCUUAAAUAUCGAGUUUAUUAUGCAUCAAGUAUUAUUUACUUCAAAAUGGACAAUAAUAGUAUAUUUUUUAUGAAAAACAAAAACACUUAGCAAGUUAAAAGAAAUAAAGAAAUAAAUAUGUAUGCGUUUACUUAAUAAAUUGUACAUUUUAUAUCUUACUGUUAAUUAUUGUAAUUAUAUUCAUAUAAUAGAAUAUAAAUGUAAGCGCAUAUAUUAUUUGUAUGUACUUGAAAAUUAUGAAAUAUUAAAUUAGCACUAGUAAGUUAGGAUAAAAGUAAUGCUAUAUAUUUAAUGUUAUUAAUAACAUUUAGAAUAUGGAUAUUUUUCCGAGUUAUACUGUAACGAAUGUGCGAAUCGUUAAAUAUUUUUAAACUGUUCUCAAUUGUUAAUGUUCAUAAAAAGGUUUUGCUGAUUGAGAUUUCCAUAAACAUUUUUCUGAUUAAUAGGUAUAAGUACCAAGUACAAUAUUUCUAGCAAUGUUUAAUAUUUAGUUAAACAUAAGUAUUUUCUCUAAUUCAAUAAUCCAAAGAUUAAACCACAAUACGUUUUCUUUUCAAGAUAUUCUGUAAAUUAUAUCUGUUGAUUAAAAUCUGAUGUAAUUUGUAGUAACUGUUAACAGUACAUACCGCAUACUUUAAUAAAAGUAAUAACGAAUUUUUCAUGAAACGAUACUGUGGUGCAUUGUACCAAUAACGAUAAUACCGAUAGUAAUUUAAUUUUACAGUAUCAUAAGCGAUAUUGACUGUAAUACAUAGAAAUUGUUAUUCGUAUAUUAUGAAAGAACUUAUUCGUUGCAUCACACGUCACGUACAAUCUUUUAAUGACAAAUUGUAUCAAUGGAAAUUAUCUUGUUGGCGUUCAUAUACUUUGUGUGAUACAAUUUUUAUUUAAUGAAAUACUUAAUGGACAAUAUGAUUAGAAACGAUAAGAUGAAAGAGAAACCUGUAUGUAAAUAUAAAAUGUGCCUGUACGAAAAGAUAUAUUUAUAUUAAAUGUAAUAAUUUUGUAAUUAUCUAAGUGAUAAAAAUGCAAGAGACCUGAAGAUUGUUGCCCCCUUCAGUUUUAUUACAUCGAAAAAUUAUGUAUAUACAUGCAUACAUGUCUAAUUGUAGUGUAACAUAAAAUAAACCUAUAAUAAUAAUAAUUGAAAAAAAAAUUAUUAGCUUGUAAA
Molecule: messenger RNA, 4554 nt
Organism: Bombus huntii
Lineage: Eukaryota; Metazoa; Arthropoda; Insecta; Hymenoptera; Apidae
Product: orphan steroid hormone receptor 2-like
Exons: 10
Coding region: 429-2153 (574 amino acids)
Biological process (GO): cell differentiation; regulation of transcription by RNA polymerase II; anatomical structure development
Molecular function (GO): nuclear receptor activity; RNA polymerase II cis-regulatory region sequence-specific DNA binding; zinc ion binding
Source: RefSeq, a predicted model, not a curated record